Messenger RNA from Cinclus cinclus, 1137 nucleotides. RefSeq names its product hydroxylysine kinase (gene HYKK). NCBI's taxonomy places the organism in Eukaryota, Metazoa, Chordata, Aves, Passeriformes, Cinclidae. The transcript is spliced from 4 exons. Gene Ontology annotation, molecular function: amino acid kinase activity. Bases 1 to 1137 code for a protein of 378 amino acids. The record is from RefSeq and is a predicted model, not a curated record.
AUGUCCUCUAGCAAUGACUGUCAGCCCCAGUCCCUGACCAAACCGGCACUUGGGGAGAGAGAGGCAGCUGAAUUGGUUGACAGGGUGUUUGGAUUGAAGGUGUCCUGGAUCAGGUCACUCCCCAGCUAUGAUGACCAGAACUUCCACGUGCGUGUCUCAGCUGCAGGGGCUGCUGAGUAUGUCCUCAAAAUCACCAAUUCAGAAGACAGCCAGGAGCCUGACCUCAUCGAAGCACAGACCCGGGCCAUGAUGUUUCUUAGUGCUGAAGGCUUCCCUUCAGCCACUCCUUACCUGACAAAACAUGGCAACAUCAUGUCUCUGGAGUCGGGAGGUACUAGACCUGGGAGCAAGAAGUACAUGGUCAGACUGCUGACUUACCUGCCAGGUACACCAGUAGCAAAAAUCACUGCCAAUGCUCAGAUUCUCUAUGAGAUUGGGAGGCUCGCUGCCAGCAUGGAUAAAGUGCUCUCAGAGAAAUUCCAGCAUCCAUCAGUAAAAAGUCUGCACCGAGGUCAAUUCAUUUGGAACCUGGCAAAUGUUCCUCUUCUGGAUCAGUAUAUUUAUGCCUUGGGCCAGAACAAAUACCGUGCAGUGGUGGAGCAAGUUAUUGAGCAGUUUAAAGGCAAAGUAAUACCCAAGCUAAGCAGCUUCCGAACCUGUAUCAAUCAUGGAGACCUUAAUGACCACAACAUUCUAGUAGACUCCAGUUCUGCUUCCCUGGAGAAUCCCCAGUACAGAGUGUCUGGCAUCCUGGACUUCAGUGACAUGAGUUAUGGGUAUUACGUGUUUGAGGUCGCAAUAGCCAUUAUGUACAUGAUGAUUGAGAGCCCAGAGCCUCUGAGUGUUGGGGGACACGUUCUCGCAGGGUUUGAGAGCGUCGUGCCACUCACCCCCGAGGAGAGGGGUGCCCUCUUUCUCCUGGUGAACGGGAGGUUUGCGCAGUCCCUCGUCAUCGCCGCCCACACGGCUCUGCUGUACCCAGAGAACAAGGAGUACCUCACAAUCACGGCCAGAACUGGCUGGAAACACUUAAUGACGAUGUUGGAGGUGGGCCAGGAAGCUGUGGAGAGGACGUGGUUUGAGACUACCCAGGCGUACACAGAGCACACUCCCGUCCUGUCGGUGCGCCGCUGCUGA